Pistacia vera is the source of this 1635-nucleotide messenger RNA. Its product is annotated as protein BCCIP homolog. NCBI's taxonomy places the organism in Eukaryota, Viridiplantae, Streptophyta, Magnoliopsida, Sapindales, Anacardiaceae. The transcript has 10 exons. Gene Ontology annotation, cellular component: nucleus. The coding region runs from base 280 to 1260 and encodes 326 amino acids. The record is from RefSeq and is a predicted model, not a curated record.
UCGAGCCUACAAUAUUCUAUCAAAUAUCAUAUAAUCUAUUGUAUGGUAUUUAUAUCCGAUGUCGAAUUAUGUUAUGCAUUGUAAAAUAGGUGAGAAGGAGGCAACGAGGUAGAUUCAUGUUUUUAGUUAAAUGAAAAGACAUUUGAGAACCUCUGAUAAACCCUAAAGUUCAAGAAGACCGUACAUAAUUCAAGUGAGGCCGAAUUACUAUUACCUUUCAAUCCCUAAUCUUGAUCCUGAAGCUCAAUUUCGAACUCAAUUCGAAUUUUAAGUAACGAGAUGCCACGAAAGCCUAAAGGGCAUCGCCGUUCGUUCAAACCUCGGCCGUUAACUUUCUCUCGGUUUGCUCGGUCGGUGGCUCAAGUGGCUUCAAUUCAAAUGGUCAGGGGCCAAACACACAAAGCAAGAUCCCAUAGAGAGUCUCUUCCUAAUUCAACAAGUAAUGGAUUUUUGGAGAAGAGUUUGAUAGAGAAGCAUGAUCAGUCUGAGUCUUCUGAAGAUGAAGGGUUUGAGGGAGUUGUCCAAGCAGAUUUUGUGUUCUUUGAUCCAAAACUAGAUGACUUCCAUGGAGUUAAGGUUUUGCUACAGACUUACCUUGAUGAUACGCAAUGGGAUUUGAGUGGUUUUGUAGACUUGAUAUUGGCACAGACCACUGUAGGCACUGUUGUUAAAAUAGAGGAUGAUGACGACGAUUCACCUUUUUCAGUUGUGACUGCUCUUAAUUUAGGCAGAUAUAAGGAUCAUAAAUGUAUAAUAGAGCUGAAGGAGUAUCUCCUUAAAGUAUGCCAGGAGAAAGAUGCAAUAAAUGACUUGAGAUUACUGUUGGGAGAGCAAGCACAUGAAGUGGGUCUGUUGGUCUCACAGCGUGUGGUGAAUCUUCCUCCUCAGCUUUUACCACCUAUGUAUGAUGCGCUUUUUGAUGAAGUCUCAUGGGCUACAGAAGAUGAGCCAACAGAGGAGCUCCGGAAUUCCUUCCGCUUUAAGUUUUAUCUGCUAGUCUGUAAAAUUUACAAGCUCAAGAAUGCGGGCCAGAAAAAGAAGCAAAGUAGUCAGAGUGACGAGGAAAUAAUAUAUAUAAAACCAGAAGAUGAAAUUUUUCACCAGCUCAGCUGUUGGUCCUUCAGUUUUCCUAUGCACACUCAGCAGGUUGAAACUCAAGAGCUGAAAAAUUACCGCUUAACAGGGCUAGUGAUGGCUGUAGAGGCUGAAAAAAUUUCUACUUUCCGGCAGCAGUUGCAAUCUUUAAUUGCCGAAACCUGAGACCUGAAGGUGCAGAUUUUGCUUCAUCUAAUGGUGAGAUACUUACAGGUGCAAACUUUGAACCCCCGGUUUCUUACAAUUUUUCUUCAGCUUCCAGUGUGGUAAUCUGUUAUAGGAUUUAACCCAAUUUUGUCAUCACUGCUACUAAUCAACCUCUUUUACGUUUGCAUUUUAUAGGAAUUGAAAUCUGUGAACACUUAUAAAAUCUAAAGCAGGAUAAAUUUUGUUUCAAUUUCCGCUCAUACCUUUUAUGUCUUCCCUUUGUUUUCUUUUCUUCAUGAUCAAAAGUUGAAGUGUAUCAAAAUGUAUAUGUAUUGCUAUAAACCGGAAUUUUAAAUGGUAUCCGGGUGAGCUGCCUUUGGUUAUUUGGGAGAA